This is a messenger RNA of Sclerotinia trifoliorum, 3389 nucleotides long. Lineage: Eukaryota; Fungi; Ascomycota; Leotiomycetes; Helotiales; Sclerotiniaceae. The record is from the annotation of a GenBank genome assembly.
UCUGAAUCUGAGAUUGGAAUUGGAGCGGACUGAGAACCCAAAAUUAAACAUUCAGCCAACUCAAUUACCUAUUUGAACCGUCUAUUGCGCCAAAGAAUAAGCUACACCAAAAAGGAAUAAACAAUAUCAGUAACACGAAUCAUAGCUUAUGCUUCCGUUGCAAAUGGAAAUCCUACCUUCGCCUUAUAAGACCCUGCGCUCUCAUCUUCGAUCAACAGAUGCUCUUCGUUCUUCAAGCACAGGCAGCUUCAAUAUUUGAUUCUGUUAAACCACUGUACAGUGUACACGAUAAACUUUUACAAGUUUCUACCAAUUAUAUUUCUGGAGAACAACUUAGAACAAAUCAGUACAAAUCAUCAAUUACUCCAAGCUUCGCAUGAUCGAUCUGCUUGGGAUUCAUGACAAACAACAAUAUUCCACGAGAAUUGGUAUCAAAAUACCAAAUUAGUUUAAGCCGCUUCAUUACCUGCUUGUUUCAUUGCUUGCACAUUAUUAUUGUGCUCAUUAUGUCUCAAGGUAUGUGCACUUUCAUGCGAUGUAUAAAAAUAUGACUAAUUAUUAGAAAAAGGUGGUGCUGAAGAGCCUCAAUGGCCACCAAGAUCUCCCAGAGAAGCGCUUUUAAGUACACCCAGCGGUCGCGAUCGACUGCGACGAUUUGCAACAGGAUUUUCCCCUACUUCAUCUCCUUCGAAACGACCACCCCCUGUGUCGCCAUUAUCACACGAGACCGGCAAAGAUCGAAUGAAAGCGGAUAUGUUUAUAGAAGAAAUGGGGGGCGACGAUGACGAUGACGAAGAAACCUUGCAAUUGAAACUUCAAGCAAUUGAAGCUCGACUCCGACUAAAGAAGUUGCAGAAGAAGAGCAAGCAGAGUUCGGAUUCAGAGGGCGAGAAGAAUGAGAAAAUCGAGGAUCGCAGGCCUGCAUCUGUUCUCCUAAGAGCUAAUUCUGCGGCGACAAAUAGGGUGCCAUCAAGAUUGGCAGGAUUGAGAGAGAGGCAGUUACAAAGGCCAAAAUCGCGCGCCGAGAUUAAUGUUCCAGCAUCACCACCGCGCCGUGUUCAGCCUACCGAGCUCCCACGUUCGCCCGGAAGGGUUUUACUUGGUAUAGACAAAGGGUUGAAAGGAACCGAUGUUUCCCUGAAGAGAGCACCGAGUUUGAGGAAGAAUUUAGAGUCAGAAUUCAACAAUUCAAGGCGAACCGGGCCAUUUUUACAAAGAAGCCAGUCACAAACCGGAAAUCGCGCACCUGCGUCGCAGAGUUCGAGUUUGGAGGAGAGACCUAAAUCUUUUAGCGAGAGAAUGGCUGCAAUCAGGGCUGUGGACACCGAGCGACAGGAAAGAGCUGCUCGUAUAAAGAAAACCCGCAGCUCAGCAUUUGAUAUCGACCAAAAACAGAUGGAGUCGUUCAAAAACAACGCAGUUGAAUUGCCUAGCCAUCCCGCGCCCACCAAAGAAUUCAGUCGAGAGGAAGUCUUGAAUUCCUACAAUAAGUCAAACGGAGAAUUGAGACGCCACAAAACUACUUCUAAUUUACAUUCAACAAUGAAGAAUGGCAAGGAGACAUCUGCCAGGCCAGUUUCACGAGGCUUACAAGGUUCCUUUGACAGUUCGGGGCGUUCAGAGUCGAAGAACAGCAGCGAAAUAUACAUUGGCUUGAGAAGAGGUUCACAGGAUUCCCAAGGUUCCUUCGAUACCUCUAGACGUUCAGCAUUGAAAAAGAGUAACGAAAUAACCACGAAGCCAAGCUCUCAGAGUUCCCAAAGUUCAUUUGACUCUCUUCGCUCAGCAAUAAGGAAUGGCUCUGAAACAAAAUUCUUGACUAGGCCGAACUCACGUGAAAAGAGACCUGAUUCACAAAACAAAAAUAUGCAAAGUUCUUUCGAUAAUUUGAAAAGAACGCGCUCAAAUAGCAAUCCGAGCAAAGCUACAUCAGAAACUUCCGAUGGAGAAGCUUCGCAAUUCGAACCAUACUCAUCAUCUCACCUCUCCAAACGAAUUAUCCCUCACCAAGUGCUGACCCGGACCCUUCAAGGAAAGAAAACUUUCGUCAUACCUGAUUUACUGAGAACAGUCAAAGCGCCUGACUUUGCAGGUCCAGAAAUCGAAGAAGAUGUAGUUGUGUUCGCAACUAUUGCCGCAAAAUCUGCACCACGUGCGCACCAGGACCAAGCUAAGAAUGGCGGCAAAUUUAUGAUCCUUACUCUUACCGACCUCAAGUGGGAAAUUGAACUUUUCCUUUUUAAAACAGCAUUUGAAAAAUUCUGGAAACUCACACCCGGAACUGUUAUUGCGCUGCUCAACCCUGGAUUUAUGCCUCCAGCUCGAGGAAAAACGGACACGGGCAAAUUUAGCCUCACACUCAACUCAAGUGACGACACUAUACUUGAAAUCGGCACAAAUAGAGACCUAGGAUAUUGCAAGAGCGUCAAGAAAGACGGUAAAACUUGUGAUACCUGGGUCAAUAAACGACACACCGAAUUCUGCGAUUUUCACGUAAAUCUUUCUCUUACUAAGACCCAUGCAAACCGCAUGGAAGUUAAUACAAUGAAUUUCGGACCCAAGCGCAAUUAUGGAGGAGGGGGAGCAGAACGGAAGUACAAAUCCCAGGACAUGACAGGCUAUAUGCAACGUCGAGAAGAACUUAAGAAGGAAGAAAAGACUAAAUAUGAUAGAGAAAGUCAUAGUCAGAUCUACAUUGGCAAAAGAAGUGCUGUGAACUUACUGGACGAUGUCGAUUUCGAUCCCGAUGCUUUCCACAGGGGAAGCACAAAGGAAGACCGAAUGACUAGACAACUCCUAGCUCAAGAGAAGGAGAGAGAACUUGGCAGGAAAUUGGGGAUGAUGGGUGGAGGACUCGGUGCUGAUUACAUGAAGAAACGUAAUCCGGUACAACCCAACCGACAAGAUAUGCAGAACAGCGGGGACAGAGAACCAUCUCCACCUGAUGCUAAGAAGCUUGGCCUUAUUGGCACUAAGCCUUCUGUUCGAUUAAGUCCUAUUACUAAGCGUAAGCGAGCCAAUACGAUUGGUGGGAUUAAAAAGAAAACUCGCUUCGUGACAGAGAAAGGAAUCAGAGAGGCAGGAAGAGAGAGUUUGGGCGGUGCUGAAUUGGAGAUUGAAUUAGAUUAAGAGUUUGGAAUUUUUACAAUUUUUGUAGAAUCUUGGACAAUCAAGUGUUGGUUCUCGUAAAACGGUUUGGGAAGACUACUUUGGCGCGGUUUGGGCAUUCUCGAGCAUCAACAUAUUAUAUCCAGGGAGGUGAUGAAGGAGUACCAGUAUCAUUAUUGGCAGUGGAACUGGGGUUGGGAUUGGGACUGGGCUGGGAAGGAAAUAAAUGAAUUAAUGAAUGAAUGAUGAUCAAUGAAUGCGUUUGCAACUGUAUAGAAUGC